GCGGGCCCCGAGGGCCGGGCCCUGCCUGGCAGAUCGGAGAAGCUGACGAGCUUGCUCCUCCGCGCCCCUUUGGGGAGCCUCUCUCGUCAGGGCCCUCAGGCCACCCGGCCAGAAGGCGGCGCAGCCGGGCCCGGGCACAGCUGGAGGAGUAGAGCGGCGGCGGCCCAGGCGGGAGGAGGAGGAGGCCUCAGCCUCGGGCCUGGCCAUCUCCCGGCCUCCCCCCUCUCUGGAGCCUGGCACCUGGGCGAGCGCCUUUGUCUCCCCGCCAGCCGUGCCCCGAGGAGGCGCUUGACCCGGAGGACUGCCUGGCGGGCGAACGAAUGAAUGAAAGGCUGCCGAGGCAGCGGCUCUCCGCCGGGCGCUCUCCCUAGUUCCCGAGGCUUCUCUCCACUUUGCUGCUUGCCUCCCCUGUCUCUUGAGCAGCAGCAGCCCAGGAGCUAGCUGGGCCUCCGAAUGGCCAGGCUCAGGGAGGCUUCAGGCACAGAACCAGGCAGGCAUGCAGUCACAAGCAUUUAUUAAGUGCUCCCUACGUGCCAGCCACUGUGCUGAACACUGAGGAUACAGAGAGAGGCAAAAUCCCAGUUCCUGAACUCAGGGAGCUCCCAGUCUAAUGAGGGAGACAGUAUGCAAACAACUGGGCACAUAAAAGAUGGGUGCAAGGCUCUAGCACAAUGGAGGGCGAAGGUGGAAAGUCUGAGGUUAUUGUGGCUGUUGUGACAGAGCCUCAGUUUACACAGCACUGCAGGGAAUAUCUUGAGAAGCACCGACUCCUAGAUAGGCGUCACCGUGUGAAGCAGCUGCCCGAUGGUACCAUGGCACUACCUAUUCUGGGAGAGACCCUCAGUGAGCAGCACCUCCAGGCACUGAAGCAGCGAGGGGCCCCUGACAGCACCUGCAGGCUGGCACAGAUCCUGAAUCCUGUCCCCUCUAAGAAAUCUCAGAACUGUUCUCCUGCCCAGAAGCUAUGUCAAGAACUGCGGUGUCUGGUGGAAGGCCAGGGGCACACAUGGUCAGCUGAGCUAGAGAAAGAUCUUCCCCACUCCUGGCAACGUCAUGGUGACCUCCUUCUCCUCAAUGAAGAUAGCUUCAGAGCUGCCCAUUGGAAAAAACUGGAACCAGGACUCUGGAAGACUGUUGCCUCUGCCCUGGGAGGCCAGCGUUUGGCAAAGCGAGGGCGUGUGUCACCAGGUGGGACGCGAGCUCCCAAAGUAAUCCUGCUGCUGGGUGCCCAUGGCUGGGUGGAGCAUGUGGAUAAUGGCAUCAGGUACACGUUUGAUGUGACCCAAAGCAUGUUCUCCUUUGGAAACAUCACUGAGAAGCUGCGGGUAGCAUCAAUGGCCUGUGCUGGAGAAGUGCUGGUGGAUCUCUAUGCAGGGAUUGGUUACUUCACCUUGCCAUUCCUGAUUCAUGCAAAUGCUGCUUUUGUCCAUGCCUGUGAAUGGGAUCCUCAUGCCGCGGCAGCCUUGAGAAAGAACUUGGAGCUCAACGGUGUUGUGGAUCGGUGCUGUAUCCACCUCGGCGAUAACAGGCAGCUGAAGUUAUGGAGCAUUGCUGACAGGGUGAACUUGGGGCUUAUCCCCAGCUCUGAGGAGGGCUGGCCCACUGCCUGCCGGGUGCUGCGCCAGGACACAGGGGGCAUCCUGCAUAUCCACCACAAUGUGGAGUCCUUCCCAGGGAAGGAGCUUCAGCUCCCCAGCAGCAGUGAGGCAGGGCAGAAGGAGCAGAGAGCUGCCAGAAAUUCAGGAAGGCAGACACCAGCAAAGAUCGCCAAGCUAGAAUGGCAAAAGUGGGCUGAGGCUGUGGCUGCCCGCAUUGGAGCCUUGCUGCUACAGCUGCAUGGGAAGCCAUGGGAGACCCGAAUCCUGCAUGUUCAGCCAGUGAAAUCUUAUGCUCCUCAUGUGGAUCAUGUGGUCUUGGAUCUGGACUGUCGCCCCUUCUCCUGCUCGGGUGAGGGUGUUGGUAAAGCUGAGAGGAGCUGUGGCCAGGGGCCUAAGGUCUGAGGCCUGGGGUCCAGGUGGCUGGGAGUUCUGAGGUCAGCAGCUUACUUCCACUUCUAGCUCCCUUAGCCCCUAGAAAUGAAUCUUUUACAUUUUUAUAAGGAAUUUUUAGAGUGACUGGUUAUUAGACUCUCUCUUCCAAGGGCUUGGUGUAAAUCUGAGACUGAGCACUGUAGUCGCCAAAGUCUUGUCUUCCGCUCUUCUCUUCCACUAAUCAUGACAAGUUGUCUUAUUUAUAAACCUAGCAAAGGCAGAAAAGCUUGUUGAACUGAGUGCACUCUGCAGAGCCCUGGGUUCUGCAGUUUGGCCUUAGCUCCGUCUGUGUGGCCGUAGACAAGCUGCUGCUCUCUUGGACUGUUGGCUUUGAGUCUCCUCAUCUCAGAGAUGGGGUUCUCUCUGAACUACCUCAUGUAGCUUUUGUCUAUGGAGUGUGGGUUUUUCAUGAGUUUCUUAGAAUUGGAGAUGCAGUGCUGGCAGCCUCUUGGAGAGCUUUGGGGACGAAGUCCAUGGCACUGCUUCUGGUUGCUGGCAUAUGGUGGCUCUGGUGAACGUGAGCCAGAGUGGACCAAAGUGAUGCCAGGUCUCGAGCGGCCUUGUCAAUGCUUGUCCUGAUGUCUCAUAACUUUGACCUUCUGAAUAGCUUCUUAUUUUGACUGACCAAGGUAUAAGAGUGCUGCUAGAAGCUUGCUAAUUGUGCUUGGUUUCUCGAGAGUGAAUGUUGAGUUUUCAGGACAGGUUUGUAUUUCUUAGGGCUUUUCGGCUGGACUCCCUGCUCUUAAGGGCCCAGGUUUACCGUGUUCUCCCCUUGUGAUGCCCAAAGUGCUUUCCAGCCAGCGUGGGCCAGCUGGAUUUUGAAGCAAUGUAUUAUGAUCUCCCUUCUCCUCUGCUUGUCUUAAGUCUCGGUAUCAGGACCUGCACCAAGAAAAGGGCUAGAAACAGAGUCAAGAUGCAGGGGUGGUGAGAAGUUAGGGAGUCCCCAGAGUUGUACUUUCCCACUCACGGAGGCUCAUGGAAUUUCUAAGUCAGAGAAUUGAAGCUCCAUUUUGUUCAAGGUGCCAUUCCUACCCCUCCUACUGACCUCUCGCCCACCAUUCCUGCAGUCCUUGCCAAGAGAGAAGAGGGGAGCAGUUUGGGAAUGUUGAGCAGCCGGCUGUCCAUCCUACCAAUUGCUCCCUCUCUCUCAGAGGACCUUGUACUCUCCCACCUCCUUAGGCUGCCCUUGGCUCUAGGCAGAGAUCCUCGUUCGUGAACUCAAAUGAUCAUGGCAGGCCAUGGGCAAAAGAACGUUUUUUUGGUUAUGGAAAUGCUUUACACAACCUCCUUUUGAGGAACAGACCACGGCCCUGGUUAAGUGUGACUGGGCCACAAGGUCAUCUGCUUGUAACUUUUUUGUAAAUGUCCCACAAGAGGCUCCAGCUCUUUCACCUUUUCUCUUCAUCCAGGCGCUUUGAAGGUCUGUGCUGGAUGGGUUUAAAGAGAACAAAGUGUCAGUGGCAAAGCCCUUUGUCUUGGUAUCAUAGCUCUAUGUGCACAUAGUAGGUGCUUAAUAAAUGCUUAAUGACCAGAUGAAUUGGAUGUCCAGAGAGAUUGGAAUGCCCUGGCCACAGUAAGGGCUCAGGCCCAGGGCAGGCAGGCAGAACUGGGGUGGCUUACAUUAGAGAAGCAGUCAUAUUGAUUAGGGCAGUGUUUGGGGAAAAAUCGCCUCAAGCUUUUCUUCUGGGGACCUGGGACAGUCCAGUUGGCAGUGGCAGGCUUUCCUUCUGUCUUGAUUGAAAGUAAACAUUUUCAUGAGACCUGAAGCAUAGGAAGAUAGGAAAUAAAUAGGAUCUGAUGUACAUUCAGCCUCUGUAACCGCAAGUGCCUCAAUUAAUGUGUUGGUUUAAAAAAAAAGAAAGAAAAAGUAUGAUUGAGAGUCAGUCCAGGAAAUGUUCGUUCGGUUCUUGUGUCUGUUAACACAAAACCAGAUAUGGUGUGUGUGAAGAAACUUGGUUUUUGUUGUGGGAAAAGGGUCACUGUGGGCCCUGGAGGCACGCAGGCCCCUGCAUCAGAAGGCUCUGGCUCCAGCUCUGGGCCUUUCUGUCCCCCUAACGACAUAUACCUUAGCCAACUGAAACUGGUAUUGUAGGGAAUGGGUGCAGGUGGCCGAGUCAAAGGAAGGAGCAGGAGACUGAGGGCCACCUACCUAAUGGAGCAUGAUGGAAAAGCUUUUAUUAGACACUUGCUAUGCAGUACGCAUUGUGCUAUAAGCUCUGGGGAUGUAAAUACAAGCAAGCAAGAUGGUAAUGGAGAUAGUGAGCUUGUAACAUAGGAAUCCAAGCAUGUGUGACCCUAGAAGCCACCUGAGAACCUGCUUUUCCUCACCUGCUAGGCCAGUAGCCCUGCUGAACCCAAGCAUAGAGUGCUAGAGUCAGCGUCGUGAAGAUCUGGGUUCAAAUCCUAUCUUUGAUACUUCCUAGCUGUAUGACCCUGGGCAAGUUACUUCAUCUCUAAGCCUCACUUUCCUCAUCUGUAAAAUGGAGAUAAUGCUUGUAGUCCUGGUCUGUAGUAUGGGUUGUCAUAAGGCCCAAUUAAGAUAGUGUCUGUAAAGUGCACUAGCAAAAUGUCCAUCCUUAUUCUUUCAUGAAAAUUCCAAGGGAGUAGUGCUUAUCUUUGUAUUUUAUUUCCCAUUGGGGUGGCAAAGGCUUGAUCUUCCUCAGAAUCCCCAUGAACUAAGCCUAGAGCAUCAGUUCUACAAAAAUAUAUUAGUCUUAAAGACAGAAUUGCAUCUUGGCCUCAAACAAGCUUCUGUGGAGAAAAAGAUGCCAACCUUUAGCAUUUUUCAUCCAAGGUAGACUAUUUCUCAGAGAUCUUUUCAAGCUUGAUUAAAGCAGCAACAGCUACUGGAGCUGACAGGUGGUGUUGGCACCUAGCUGGGGCACACUGAAAAGGAGAAGGAAUGAGAACAGAAACAUGGGAGAUGAGAGCCAGGAUGAGAGGACCAAGGCCAGGAGGCCAGGUCACAGUGCCCAGGCAGGGGUGUGGCGAGUAACAAACAGGCCCAGAACACAACCAGAGGUUAGAAGCACUCACCCCAGGAGUCUGGCUCCCAAGACAUUCAAUGUGGUUUGGUAGCCAGAGGGCUCACCAUAAGUGUUGGCCAGGUUCACAGGGGUCACUUGGAGUUUUCUACUUAGCUUUGCUUUCCACACCAUCAGACCAUCCACUGGGCCUACCAUACUCUCGUGACUAGAACAGUUGAAGUUUGGCCCCAUUGUCUCAGAGCCCGGGUCCUGGUCAGCCCAGCUGCUCUCAGUGAUUCUGUGGAAGGUGAGCCUUCGUCUCAGGCCUUGGAUUCAUUUUCCCACUUGCUCCCAUGGACUACAGGUGGGCUAAUAGGACAGUGUCUUGUCCCAGGAUCAUUUCUAUCUGAACCCCAUCAGAAAUGAGAAAGAUGAAGCAAUAAUAACAUUUCCUUUUUAGGUUUGUCAUGUACUUUACAGAUAUCUCAUUGAGUCUCAAUGACACCCUUGGAAGGAAGAGGCCCUUGUGAGCCUCAUUUUACCUAUUGGGAAAUUCACAUUCAGAGAAGUGGCUUGCCCAGGGUCACACAGCUAGUAAGUGCCUGAGGCAGGAUUUGAACUCACAUCUUUCAGAUUUUAGGUGUAGUCUUCUAGUCACUGUGGCAUGCUGCCUUUCUGUAACAUAGGGACUCCCAAUUUUUAGCUUCAACUUGAGCCAAAGACUUUCUUAGAAGCUUGGAUCUCUUAACAGUCCUUUAUAGUCCCGUUUCUCUUUUUCUGACUGAUAUCACAGAGCUAGACAGAGGUCCUUUGGGAACAUAAUGGGGCAUCAGGAUUAUGGGAUUUACUGGAGAGAAAGGUUGCUCUGACUUGGCUUUUUAAUUAACGUCUGUUUCUGCUCUGCCUCGAGCUAAUUGGGGUGGACUCCUAGCCUCUCUCCUUUGGCUGGAGCCUGCGAGCUAUAAUCCCACUGUGUGGGGGGCAUGUCCACAACUGGGUAGUGCCUGUGCCCGUAUUAGCAGCAUAAGUCUUCCCUGCCCAGGUUAAGGACCUUCCCAAUUGCGUUUUGCUGUCCUCCAGCACUGUUGCCUCAGGACACCCCACAUUAUCACACUUUUGCUGUUCUUUGGCUGGAAACUAGACCAAGCAGAAUCUUGUCCCCAGUAGGAGCUUAUUCCUAGUAUGCUUUGCAUGUUUCCUUGCUCUGAUAAAUGCCACUUUCCCAGGUCAGCCCUCACCUUGGCUCUAGCUCCCCGAACAGCCAAGAAGGCAGUGUCUCUGUGCGAUUUACAAAUGGCCCAGGUGUGGGCUGCUGGUCAGCCCAUCUGUGCACUCCUUAGCAAUGCUCUCAGAGUGCACCCCCUGUCCUGCUCCCUCUUAGAUUGCCUUCAGACCUUUGGCCUCCUGCCUGCCCUGUCUCACUAGGAUGCCCCUAAUGUUUGGGUAGUUUGUUCCUAUAAGAAGAACUUAACUGAUAGGAAAUUAAGCACAUUGUCUCAUAAUCACGAUGGCCCUCACUUUGGGUAUCUUCCUCUCCUUCAAAUAGUUUAAGAAUCUAUCCCUUGAGGGGCAGCUAGGUGGCACAGUGGAUACAGCACCAGCCCUGGAUUCAGGAGGACCUGAGUACAAAUCCGGCC
Phascolarctos cinereus (koala) is the source of this 6633-nucleotide messenger RNA. RefSeq names its product tRNA wybutosine-synthesizing protein 2 (gene TYW2). Gene Ontology annotation, cellular component: cytoplasm. Gene Ontology annotation, molecular function: tRNA methyltransferase activity. Gene Ontology annotation, biological process: wybutosine biosynthetic process; tRNA methylation. Lineage: Eukaryota; Metazoa; Chordata; Mammalia; Diprotodontia; Phascolarctidae. The record is from RefSeq and is a predicted model, not a curated record.